This is a messenger RNA of Suillus discolor, 804 nucleotides long. RefSeq lists its product as uncharacterized. The transcript has 6 exons. NCBI's taxonomy places the organism in Eukaryota, Fungi, Basidiomycota, Agaricomycetes, Boletales, Suillaceae. Gene Ontology annotation, molecular function: FMN binding. Bases 1 to 804 code for a protein of 267 amino acids. The record is from RefSeq and is a predicted model, not a curated record.
AUGUACAUCCCUCCAUUCGAUACCACCUCCUACUCCACCACCACCCAAUCACCCAAUCCAUCCUGGACAUGUGGCCAGAGAGUCGACACCACUCCUGCUGGAAAAGACUGGCUUGGAGACGAAUCUGCAGGCUGGAAAGUCUGCAGCACAACAGAAAUGGACCAGACCAAUCUUAACAAGCUCUUGAAUUCAGGCGUUCUACCACGCCCCAUGUCACUCGUAUCUACGAUCAGCGAGGAUGGUGUAGGGAACCUGGCACCUUUCAGUUGGUUCAACACAGUCAUGAACUACCCGCCUGUCAUCUCAUUCGCGAUCAACCACAAUGCUACGGGCAGCCUGAAAGAUACGACCGCGAACCUGAAGAACGGCCAAGGAUUCGCCGUGAACAUCAUCAGCAAGGCAUUCAUCGAGAAUGCAAAUUCAACUGCUGUAGACGCUCCUCCCAAGUUCGACGAGUGGGCUCUCAGCGGUCUGACAAAGGAGAAAUGCAUACGUGUGCAAAUAAGAGCCUUGCGUGUUAAGGAAAGCAUGGAAUGCAAGCUUUACAAACCGAUAGAUAUCACGCAUCCAGUCACAGGUGAGCAUAACAGCACGCUCAUCCUUGCGCACGUCAAGUACUUCCACGUGCGCAAAGACAUGCUCACAAGCAGAGGUGCCGUCGACCUCACAAAAUUCAAGCCUGUCGCGCGUGUGGGCGAUAUUUCAUAUGCCCGGGUCGGAGAUACAUACAGGAUCCCUGUGCCUUCAUGGGCGAAGGAGGAGGGAAAGAUACAGGAAGCAUUGAAGACACUCGCAUCACCAUAA